AUGUCUUCUGAAACACCCUCCACUCGCAUUCAAACACCAGAUGUCACCACAUCAGAAGUCGAAAGAACAGCCCACGUCCAGCGUCUAAUGGACCGCCUCCUCGAAAAGAGCCCGAUCUACAACUUCAUAAUGUCACCCGUCAAACUCAUCAGCGCCACGCAAGGAACAGUAACAACUCAAAUGGUCUUAAACGCCAACCACGUCAACAGCAGAGGAGGUCUGCACGGCGCCGUGUCGGCGACAAUCAUCGACUUUGUAACGGGUCUCGCCAUCGCGUCUUGGGAUCUGAGGGAAACGACGGGGGCGAGCGUUGAUAUGCACAUCAGCUAUCUCAGCACGGCAAAGGUUGGGGAUACGGUUGAGAUUGUGUCUACUGCGGACAAGGUUGGAGGGAGCAUGGCUUUUUCGACUAUUCGGAUCUCCAAGGUUGGGGAGGAUGGGAGUUUGACGCCUGUUACUGUUGGGCAGCAUACAAAGUAUGUGAGGCAGAGCUCAGCGAAGACGGAUAAGGCAUGA
This is a messenger RNA of Fusarium keratoplasticum, 516 nucleotides long. RefSeq names its product 4HBT domain-containing protein. Lineage: Eukaryota; Fungi; Ascomycota; Sordariomycetes; Hypocreales; Nectriaceae. The transcript has a single exon. The record is from RefSeq and is a predicted model, not a curated record. Bases 1 to 516 code for a protein of 171 amino acids. Gene Ontology annotation, molecular function: fatty acyl-CoA hydrolase activity.